Messenger RNA from Pteropus alecto (black flying fox), 7720 nucleotides. It is a transcript of the gene MARF1, whose product is annotated as meiosis regulator and mRNA stability factor 1. NCBI's taxonomy places the organism in Eukaryota, Metazoa, Chordata, Mammalia, Chiroptera, Pteropodidae. Gene Ontology annotation, cellular component: peroxisome; cytoplasm. Gene Ontology annotation, molecular function: CCR4-NOT complex binding; RNA nuclease activity; mRNA base-pairing post-transcriptional repressor activity. The record is from RefSeq and is a predicted model, not a curated record. The transcript has 27 exons. The coding region runs from base 183 to 5375 and encodes 1730 amino acids. Gene Ontology annotation, biological process: post-transcriptional gene silencing.
UGGAGGGUGCGCUUGGCGGCGGCGGCGGGAGCUGCGGAGUCGGGAAUCAAAACAAAGGGCCUGGGGGGGGGCGGGGGAAAGGCGGUGGGCCGGAAUGUGAGCGGUGGUGGAGCUGUCGGCUGAGGGUGGAAGAAUGAAAGAAAAGAAAGAUGAAAGAAUGUUGAACCACUUCGUGUGGCUGUAUGAUGGAAGGAAACAGAACUGAGAACUCCAGCAGUAGAACACUUGGAUGGCUUCAACAAGAUAAUGACGCUAAGCCAUGGCUUUGGAAAUUCUCUAAUUGCUUUUCUCGUCCUGAGCAGACAUUGCCACUUAGUCCCCAAACGAAAGAGUACAUGGAGAACAAGAAAGUUGCUGUGGAAUUAAAGGAUGUACCAUCUCCCCUUCAUGCUGGCUCUAAACUUUUUCCUGCAGUCCCACUUCCAGAUAUUCAUUCUCUUCAGCAACCUAAAAUACAGCUUUCAGCUGUCCCCAAAGUAAGCUGCUGUGCUCAUUGCACUAAUGAACCCUCCACUUCACCAAUGCAUUUUGGUGGUGGCGGUGGCGGUGGCGGUGGCGGAGGUGCUGGUAGCUUGAUUCACACGGGCACACUGUUAGACUCGCAAAGCACCAGGACAAUCACGUGUCAGGUAGGGUCAGGGUUUGCUUUCCAGUCUGCAUCUUCACUCCAGAAUGCCUCAGCUAGGAACAAUUUGGCCGGCAUUGCAAGUGACUUUCCCAGCAUGUGUCUAGAAAGUAAUGUAUCUUCCCGCCAACACCUGCCCUGUUGUGGAAAGCUCCAUUUCCAGUCAUGCAACGGUAACAUGCACACGCUGCAUCAGUUCCCGGCUCUCCAGGGCUGCACCUCCGCUGGCUAUUUCCCCUGUUCUGAUUUCACAAGUGGGGCUCCAGGGCAUUUGGAAGAGCACAUUUCACAGUCGGAGCUAACGCCUCACUUGUGCACCAACUCUUUGCACCUAAAUGUGGUCCCUCCGGUGUGUUUGAAGGGCUCCCUUUACUGCGAAGACUGUCUAAACAAGCCGGCAAGAAAUAGUGUUAUUGCUGCUGCUAAAGUCUGGCCAAAUAUACCACCUCCAAAUACCCAGACCGCACCUGUUACUAUUCCUCUGUGUAAUGGCUGUGGAACCAAAGGAACGGGGACGGAGACCACGUUGUUACUGGCGACCGGUCUAGGGAAAGCUGCUGCAAAAUUUGGGUCACCGGAAGUCGCGCUAGCUGGACAGGUGCUAGAAAACUUACCCCCCAUUGGAGUUUUUUGGGAUAUUGAAAACUGCUCAGUUCCUUCAGGCCGCUCAGCGACUGCUGUUGUACAGAGGAUCCGUGAGAAGUUUUUCAAAGGCCACAGGGAAGCAGAAUUCAUCUGUGUGUGUGACAUCAGUAAAGAAAACAAAGAAGUUAUUCAAGAGCUCAAUAAUUGUCAGGUAACUGUUGCCCACAUCAAUGCUACUGCAAAGAAUGCUGCUGAUGAUAAACUCCGCCAGAGUCUCCGAAGGUUUGCAAAUACGCACACUGCUCCAGCCACUGUGGUUCUUGUGUCAACUGAUGUCAAUUUUGCAUUGGAACUUAGUGACCUGAGACACAGGCAUGGUUUCCAUAUAAUUUUGGUCCAUAAAAACCAGGCCUCAGAAGCACUACUGCAUCAUGCUAACGAACUGAUCAGAUUUGAAGAAUUCAUUUCCGACUUGCCCCCCAGGUUACCACUAAAAAUGCCACAGUGCCACACUCUGCUCUAUGUUUAUAACCUCCCAGCGAAUAAAGAUGGCAAGAGCAUCAGCAACAGGCUCAGACGCCUGUCGGAUAACUGUGGUGGGAAAGUGCUGAGCAUCACAGGUUGCAGUGCCGUCCUCCGCUUCAUAAACCAGGACAGUGCAGAACGGGCUCAGAAGCGAAUGGAAAAUGAAGAUGUCUUUGGGAACAGGAUCAUUGUGUCCUUUACUCCAAAAAAUAGAGAACUCUGUGAAACAAAAGCUUCAAAUGCAAUUACUGAUAAAGCGAAGUCUCCCAAAAAACUUAAGAAUCCAAAAUUGUGCCUCAUCAGAGAUGCAAGUGAACAACCUUCCAGUGCCAAAGCCAUGCCUGGAAAAGGGUCGCAGGCGCAUUCUGGAUCUGCUACAAAAAACACAAAUGUGAAAAGUUUACAGGAGCUGUGCCGCAUGGAGUCGAAGACUGGCACUAGAAGCUGUGAGCCCCCGCAGGCCAACCUGAGACUGGUGGCCCCUCCGCACAGAAACCCGGGUGCUGUGGCGCCCACACCGAAAAACUCCGGGAUGGCAGACUCCAUUUACAGAACCAAUCCUAAAAAAGAGAACCUCAGUGCCCAAAGUGUUACCAGUUCUCCUGUGGAGAAAAAAGACAAAGAGGAGACUUUGUUCCAAGUGAGUUACCCAUCUGCUUUCAGCAAGUUGAUUGCAGCAAGGCAGGUCGGGCCUCUGCUCGCGUCUCCGCCUUGGUCUCGAGCAUCUCCACUUGCUUUCAACGUUGCAAAUUCAAGCAUUGGUGCCAACUGCUCAGACACAUUUGCAAAUGGUGCUGACAUCCAGAUCAGCAACAUAGACUACAGAUUAUCCCGGAAGGAGCUGCAGCAGCUCAUGCAGGAAGCAUUUUCCAGACACGGCAAGGUGAAGAGUGUUGAGCUCAGCCCCCAUACAGAUUAUCAGCUCAAGGCUGUUGUUCAGAUGGAAAACUUACAGGAAGCCAUCAGUGCGGUGAAUAGCCUCCACAGAUACAAAAUUGGCAGCAAGAAGAUCCUGGUCUCACUUGCCACAGGAGCUGCUAAUAAAUCACUCUCUUUACUGAGUGCAGAAACAAUAUCUGUUCUUCAGGAUGCUCCCGCCUGUUGUCUGCCUCUUUUUAAAUUUACAGAUAUCUAUGAAAAGAAGUUUGGACACAAGUUAAAUGUUUCAGAUUUAUAUAAAUUAACAGACACGGUUGCAAUCCGUGAACACGGAAAUGGAAGGCUGGUGUGUCUCUUACCCAGCAGUCAGGCCCGACAGAGCCCCCUGGGGUCUUCCCAGUCACAUGACGGCUCCUCAACGAAUUGCAGCCCAAUUAUAUUUGAAGAGUUAGAAUAUCACGAGCCUGUCUGCAGACAGCAUUGUUCCAAUAAAGACUUCAGCGAACAUGAAUUUGAUCCGGACUGUUACAAGAUUCCUUUUGUGAUUCUCUCUUUGAAGACGUUUGCGCCCCAGGUUCAUAGUCUUCUGCAGACACAUGAGGGCACUGUGCCGUUGUUAAGCUUUCCAGAUUGUUAUGCCGCAGAGUUUGGUGAACUAGAAGUGGUGCAGGAAAACCGAGGGGGUGUUCCCUUAGAACACCUCAUCACCUGCGUUCCAGGUGUCAACAUCGCCACUGCACAGAACGGCAUCAAAGUAGUUAAAUGGAUUCACAACAAGCCCCCACCUCCAAACACAGACCCUUGGCUUCUGCGUUCCAAAAGUCCUGUGGGUAACCCCCAGCUGAUCCAGUUCAGUAGAGAAGUGAUCGACUUACUGAAGAGCCAGCCAUCCUGUGUCAUACCGAUCAGUAAUUUCAUCCCGUCCUAUCACCAUCAUUUUGCAAAGCAGUGCCGGGUCUCAGACUAUGGAUAUUCCAAGCUGAUUGAAUUAUUGGAAGCAGUGCCUCAUGUGCUGCAGAUUCUCGGAAUGGGCUCCAAACGUCUGUUGACCCUUACACACAGGGCCCAGGUGAAGCGCUUUACUCAGGAUUUACUCAAACUCCUCAAGUCCCAGGCCAGCAAACAGGUCAUUGUGAGAGAAUUCUCACAGGCAUAUCACUGGUGUUUCUCAAAGGACUGGGAAGUCACCGAAUAUGGGGUUUGUGAGUUGAUUGAUAUCAUAUCAGAGAUUCCAGACACAACUAUUUGCCUGUCCCAACAAGAUAACGAAAUGGUGAUCUGUAUCCCCAAAAGAGAACGUACUCAGGAUGAAAUAGAAAGGACAAAACAGUUCUCGCGGGAUGUUGUUGAUUUGCUGAGGCACCAGCCCCAUUUCCGGAUGCCCUUUAAUAAGUUUAUCCCCUCGUACCAUCACCACUUUGGCCGGCAGUGCAAACUCGCGUACUACGGGUUUACAAAACUACUUGAACUUUUUGAAGCCAUACCGGAUAUUCUACAAGUAUUGGAAUGUGGAGAAGAAAAAAUCCUCACCUUGACAGAGGUGGAACGAUUCAAAGCUCUAGCCGCCCAGUUUGUUAAACUGCUUCGGUCCCAAAAAGAUAACUGCCUCAUGAUGACAGAUCUGCUCACAGAAUACACUAAAACUUUUGGUUACACUUUUCGUCUCCAAGACUAUGAUGUCAGUUCAGUUUCAGCUUUAACACAGAAACUCUGCCACGUUGUAAAGGUUGCAGAUAUUGAAUCUGGCAAACAGAUCCAACUGGUCAACCGCAAGUCCCUACGCUCCCUCACUGCCCAGUUGCUGGUACUGCUGAUGUCUUGGGAAGGAGCCACCUGCCUUUCUGUUGAUGAGCUCAAGAGACACUAUGAAACUACCCACGGCACUCCUCUCAACCCCCGCGAAUACGGAUUCCUGACUUUGACCGAACUUCUGAAGAGUCUGCCUUACUUAGUCGAGGUUUUCACUAACGAUAAGGCAGAGGAGUGUGUGAAGCUCACAAGUCUGUAUUUGUUCGCCAAGAAUGUGCGGUCUUUACUGCACACUUACCACUACCAGCAGCUUUUCCUUCAUGAAUUUUCCGUGGCCUAUACCAAGUACGUCGGAGAAACACUGCAACCCGAGGCUUACGGCUACAGUAGUGUGGAGGAGCUCCUGGCAGCCAUCCCCCAGGUGGUCUGGAUAAAAGGACAUGGGCACAAGAGAAUUAUAGUGUUAAAGAAUGACAUGAAAAGUCGUCUGAGUUCACUCUGUAUUUCCCCAGCCGAUCAUGAAAACCGGCCCUCAGCUACUGAGUGUCUCCUGGAGGUGCCCGAAUGUCGCCCAGCCUCAGAGCUCAGACAUGGAGCAGGGCCCCGUCACAUGGAGCGGGAGCUUCUCCGCCUGGCCAGCGACUCCCCUGUGGACCUCCUGUGUGCACCCGUCCCUUCCUGCCUGCCGUCCCCUCAGCUGAGACCAGAUCCUGUCACCCUCCAGUCUGCUGAUCUCAUUCAGUUUGAGGAACACCUGCAAGAGCCUUCUGAAGUUACGAUUCUAACCCAGGAAGAGAAAGUUGGAGUCCCAGUACCAGGAAAUAAUGAAAAGCCGACCCCCGGCUGCCGCUCCUCUCGCGUCCCAGCCACCGUCUCGGUGCCCGCCUGCCCCCCGGACACCCCGGAGCCCCAGCACAGCAAAGACCCCGUGGAAAGCCCUGCCAAAAAGCAGCCCAAAAACAGAGUGAAACUGGCAGCCAACUUCUCCUUUGCACCUACAACUAAGCUUUGACUCAUUUUGAACAUAGCAUUAGGAUGGGAAAACACUGUCUGAUUCUGCACACAAAAGCGGGCUCAAAAAACACAACCUCUGUUGUUUUAACGAAAACCGCCCAGAAGCCACUUCCUUCAUCUUUAGGUGUAUUCUAUAAUGUUUUGUUUCUUUUACAUUGAACACAGCCUUGAGCUGAAGUUUUUCUUUUUCCCCCCACAGUUAAAAAAAAGACAAAAACUAAAACCAAAAACAAACAACAAAAACUGGCAUUUGUUAAAAAAUCCUUAAUAUAUUUUACCAAAUUCUUCUUAAUUAUGAAAUAUGAUGGUGUUCCAUAAGAAGAAAGCAGUAAGAACUCAGCUUGAAGGAAGUGGUUUUACUUCCCUUAAGACACAUCAGUGGUGUAAUCCUCCGUGUAGCGUAAUGUAGUCUAUAAGCCUUUGCUUACCGAUGUUCCAGACAGUAUUAAUCAUAUGCAUGACGUGUCUUGAAGCAAAGCCUGUUCAGUGACCCUGCGUGUCCGCACACCGAAGGAGGGUGGGCCGGGAGGUGAGGAUGUAUUUUCAGGGUGGAUAUGAAGGUUCCUGGCUCCCACGUGACUUGUAAGCGUGCCUUGUUUUUUAUUUAACUAUGUCCGUAGUUGACAAAUGUGGCUUCAUCACAAAAUCUUUUAAAUGUUUCCACUUUGGGGUUCCAUUUAGGAGCUUUCUAGAAAGUUGCGAGUGUUUUAAGCUUCCCUUUUAUGCUAAGUUCCAGGGUGAUACGUAUCAGGUUAAGGAAAAGGAGAUGGUCUUGGUGUCAGGCAUUUGAAGUCAGCAUCUGAAUUCCAGCACACGUUAUCGUGUGUUGAGAGGCGGUGUUGGGAAGAGAGUCUGAUUUCCUAAAAUAUGCAUCAAGUGCAUAAAUUACAAAUCAGAGCUGAGGGGUGAGAUGCUUUAACAGGAGUGGUAUCAAUACUCUUUCCAAUUGGAAGACACGGAAAUUCUAUCCACACAUAGGAAGGCCAAGGUUGAUCGACUUAACCUUGUUUUUGUAAUUUUAAAGCUGGUUUUGGUAGCUGGGAAGCUUGAUGUGUAUGUGUUUGUGUAUCUUUUAAUAGUGUCUGCUUUUACUCUGUUACUUCUCGCUGUUGGAAGCAUGUUCAGGAUUUUUGUGGUGUCUGAUGUUGGCAUUUGGGGAAAGCCAGCCUUAAAGGGAGCACUGCCCUAUGGAAUGACCUCCGCCCCAAGGUGGCUGAGGCAUCCGGUGAUGGGUGGCCUCUCACCCCUCCUGGAGAAACCUGACAUUUACAAUGGGUUGUAUUUGUUGGGCAAAAAGGCGGAUUCGUUCAUAGAGCAGAAAAAACCUGUUGGCAAAAGGUCUUCCACUAGUUAGGUGGUUUCUUUGGGGGAAAUGUUUAUAUUUUGUAAUUUCUAGAAAGCCAGAAAAUGGGCUCUGAUUUCAUAGCCAGCAUUUUGAUAAAAUGCCACAAAAUAAGGGCUAUAGAGAGAUUUUUACAAGUUAGAUUUUUGUUCCCCAAAUCUUUUAAAUGAAGCCAGUGAUUCCUAGUUCUCAGCACGUGGCCCCACUCAGGGUGGAAUGGCUCUGGAAAAGCCUCCCAAGCGCAAUGGCACUCUGAAUCCCUCUGAAGGCACUUCCUCUGCAGACACAGUGUGACAGGCAGAACGAUGCAGACAUGCAGUUUUUUUUUAAGAAGCUUUUAAACAGUCAUAUAGUUGAUGUUGAGAACAUCAGUUGCCUUAUUCUGAGGCUUCAUCAGGCUGAGUGUGCACACUUGGACUUUAGUUUUGCUCGCAUGCGAAGAAUCGUGGACUGUAGCAACCUAAGGGGCACCAUUACAAGUCACUGGGGACGGUCCCGGGGAGCAGUUCCUUUGGGCAGCAGAGAAGAGACUGAAGCCGUGCGCUGUCAGGCGCGUGCGGUCACACCAUUGGCUGGAGUCACCAGUCCGCCUGGGACGCACGUGUGACUCACAGUCGCUGUUUGAAGAUAGAAUACAGCGGAAGCUCGUUGUGUUCGUAAUGUACUCCACAAUGGCCAGUCUAAUCGCUAUCUAUUUUUUUAUCCAGAGGCUUAAUUAAAUGAUGUGACAAAAUGAUGUAUGAGAAUUAAGACAAUGAAAUUCUUUAUUUCCGAGUGGAAAGAUGAAUCGGAUGAGAUGUAUCUGUUUAAAAAAAGAGAAAAAUUAUCACCAGAACCCCCUUUCCCAUCUUGCACUUUUUGUUUUCGAUCGGGUUUAGGGGAAGAGAUGUUUUUUCUUAACUGUCUACUUUGUUUGAACACUUUUUUUUUUUUGUGAUUCAAGUGCUGUUUUGUGUGUUGGGACCAAACAGUUGUCAAUAAACUUUACAAGCAAGCAUCUA